Kwoniella shivajii is the source of this 237-nucleotide messenger RNA. RefSeq lists its product as uncharacterized. Gene Ontology annotation, biological process: spliceosomal snRNP assembly; mRNA splicing, via spliceosome. Gene Ontology annotation, molecular function: RNA binding. The record is from RefSeq and is a predicted model, not a curated record. The coding region runs from base 1 to 237 and encodes 78 amino acids. The transcript is spliced from 3 exons. Gene Ontology annotation, cellular component: SMN-Sm protein complex; U2-type prespliceosome; P granule. NCBI's taxonomy places the organism in Eukaryota, Fungi, Basidiomycota, Tremellomycetes, Tremellales, Cryptococcaceae.
AUGUCGAAAGUAGCUCAACCCGAACUCAAGAAAUUCAUGGAUCGAAGAUGUUUCCUUAAUCUUCAAGGUGGCAGACAACUUUCAGGCGUAUUGAGAGGUUUCGACAUGUUCUUGAAUUUAGUGGUGGAUCAAGCGUUUGAGGAAUUAGGUGGCGGGCAAAGGAAACCUUGUGGUAUGAUAGUAAUCCGAGGUAAUUCGGUAUCGUCGAUGGAAUUACUGGAUAGUAUGAGGGUGUGA